Molecule: messenger RNA, 2201 nt
Organism: Suillus plorans
Lineage: Eukaryota; Fungi; Basidiomycota; Agaricomycetes; Boletales; Suillaceae
Product: glycoside hydrolase family 20 protein
Exons: 12
Coding region: 285-1976 (563 amino acids)
Biological process (GO): glycosaminoglycan metabolic process; carbohydrate metabolic process
Cellular component (GO): membrane
Molecular function (GO): beta-N-acetylhexosaminidase activity
Source: RefSeq, a predicted model, not a curated record
UACCUCUUGAACGUUUGAACAAUGGACGUGCAUAUGGAUGAUUCAAACUUCCGAAAGCCAUCCACGCUGGGCCUGUCAACACCGGACAAGUUGCACUGGAAUCCUGGGUCACUUUAGCGUUACGUACGCAUGUUGAAAGCGCACAUGGCAAUCCUUAGGCCAUUUAAUUUUUCUAUUAAUCCUGUUUUGUUCACCACCGCUAGUGCUCCUAGUAUUCGGCUGUGACUUCUAUAUAAACAGUUGCAGUUGAACUGGUCGCGUCCUUAACCCGCACAUAUUGAUUCAUGGCCUUUUCUCGCCACCUUAUGAUCAUCCUGGCACUUGUCACAGGAUGCAUCCUUCCUUCUGGUGUCCAGGCUCUCUGGCCCAUCCCAACUACCCUCGAGACCGGCAUGACUACCCUCAAAAUCUCCCCCACAUUCUACUUUGAUGUGCAGAUUGAAGGCGCGCCGUCGGAUUUACAUGACGCAGUUACACAAUCACUGUACUAUCUCGAAAACGACAAACUUGGACGUCUCGUCGUAGGCCGCGGCGCAAAUGAUACUACCGCACUUGCUAACGCGAGGACACUUUCAAAGUUAACGCUGUCUCUCGCGAGUGGAGCUGCUGUAGAGCCCAUUUCUUCAGAAGCUGUCAAGCCCCUGGGAACCCGUAGUGAGGAGUACGUACUAGACAUUCCAGCAGACGGCUCGGCUGCUACUUUGACGGCGAACUCGACGUUGGGUCUGUACAGAGGACUCACCACUUUCAAUCAGCUUUUCUACUACUAUGGAGGAGUGACUUACACUUUACUCGCCCCGAUUUCUAUCAAGGACACUCCUGCAUAUCCUUUCCGGGGAUUAGGACUGGAUACCUCGAGAAACUACUACCCGGUCAGCGACAUUCUGCGAACGUUGGAUGCGAUGAGCUGGGUGAAGAUCAACACUUUCCACUGGCAUAUCACGGAUAGUCAGAGUUUUCCACUCGAAGUCGCACAGUACCCCGAGCUUGCCAUAAACGGUGCAUACUCUCCUCAAGAAGUUUACACAGCGAGCGAUGUCCAAUACAUCGUGCAGUAUGCUGCUGCAAGAGGCAUCGAUGUUAUGAUGGAAAUCGAUACACCCGGCCACACCGCUAUCAUUGCAGCCACUUACCCCGAAUAUGUUGCGUGCUCUGAUGCUAGCCCGUGGGCAGACUUUGCCAACGAGCCCCCUGCCGGCCAGCUUCGUUUUGCACUCCCAGAGGUCAUGAACUUCACUGCUUCCUUACUCACAAGCGUCGCAAAGGUCCUCCCUUCGCACUAUUUCAGCACCGGCGGCGAUGAACUUAACACGAACUGUUAUGCCAAUGACUACCUAACGGAGCAGCAGCUGAACAGGACCGGCAUGACGCUAAAUAGUGCUCUUGACACGUUCACACAGACCACUCACGGUGCAUUGAUUGCCCAGGGAAAGACGCCUGUCGUAUGGGAGGAAAUGGUCCUCGAUUGGAAUAUUACACUCUCAAACGAGACUAUUGUGAUGAUUUGGAUUUCUUCUGCAGAUGCUGCAGCAGUGGCAGGAAGGGGUUUUAGGAUCAUCCAAGCACCAUCAAAUUACUUCUACCUGGAUUGUGGUGCUGGUGAAUGGCUGGGAGACGACCCAACUGGAAAUAGCUGGUGCGACCCCUUCAAGACCUGGUCCGAGGCAUAUACCUUUGAUCCGUUGGCAAACUUGACUGAGGCGCAGUAUGAACUUGUUCUCGGAGGCGAGCAAAUUCUAUGGAGUGAACAGUCUGGUCCCCAAAAUGUCGACUCGAUCGUUUGGCCACGCGCUGCAUCAUCAGCAGAAAUUUUCUGGAGUGGGAAGCAGCCCACUGGCGCUGCACUCAACGUCACCGAGGCACUUCCUCGUUUGCAUGAUGUCAGGUACAGGAUGGUACAGCGCGGCAUCAAUGCCAUCCCACUCCAGCCGCACUGGUGUGCGCUUCGACCGGACGCAUGCGAUAUAUACGCUUGAUUUAGAACUCGAUCCAAACUCUGGGUCUUUUCACGAUUGGUCUUGGCGUUAAUCAGUCUGCGCCGUUGCUUACAAGAUUUGUACAGCUCUCAUUCACCCAAAACUUGACUUAUAUCGAGAAAUUCAUGCAUCUGCUCUGCGAGAAGUUACGUGGCGAAAUAGAAUGUUCGAGUGAUGGAUGCACGGAACAAAGAUUCAUGAAGUAUCCAAAUUUUUACCAAUAAA